This is a messenger RNA of Auanema sp. JU1783, 624 nucleotides long. The record is from the annotation of a GenBank genome assembly. NCBI's taxonomy places the organism in Eukaryota, Metazoa, Nematoda, Chromadorea, Rhabditida, Rhabditidae.
UUGUACCUGAUAGUCGAUCAUACUCACUUACUUAGGACUCCUUAUCUGUUCCCUAUUCUCUGUGUUGUUAUUGAAUUCGUUGUUGCUUUCUCAACAGCCGUCACAUUCUAUAUUGGGUAUAGUGAAUUUGACGCGAACAGCCUUCCAUUCAAGCUUUCACAGGAGCAGUUGGAUUACAUGUCCUCGAGGACAGUUGGAUCUUAUAGAAUGAAGUCUUUCAAAGAAAUAUUCUAUCCGGUUUAUUUCGUUUUGUUGGUUGUAAUAGGCCUCGUAUGCCUUGUAUUAACUGCAUUUGAGAUCGUUCGUACUAUUCAUAAGAAACAAAGCCUUAUGUCUACCGUUAUAUGCAAGCAUCAUCUGAAAGCGCUGAAAGUUCUAACGAUCCAGGGGGUUUGUACCGCAUCAAUAUCUUGCUGUGCUCCUAUCGCAAUUGCCCUUUCGAUCUUUAUCCCUGUAAAUUCAAUCGUGAUUUAUGGUUGCUCGUUAUUGUUGGGUACUAACUCUAUGGUCCAGUCUGUUCUCGCCAUCUGCUUGAAACCAGCUUCCCGAAAAACUGUUUUGACUCUCAUCGGCUUUCACAAACCUGAAUCACGAAAGAAUACUGUCCGAGUAGAUGCAAAGUAG